Messenger RNA from Plectropomus leopardus (leopard coralgrouper), 376 nucleotides. It is a transcript of the gene s100z, whose product is annotated as S100 calcium binding protein Z. The record is from RefSeq and is a predicted model, not a curated record. Gene Ontology annotation, molecular function: calcium ion binding; calcium-dependent protein binding. NCBI's taxonomy places the organism in Eukaryota, Metazoa, Chordata, Actinopteri, Perciformes, Serranidae.
AUGCCGAGCCAGCUCGAAGGUGCGAUGGAUGCGCUGAUAACGGUUUUCUACAACUACUCUGGAAACGACGGAGACAAGUACAAGCUCAACAAGGGCGAGUUAAAGGAACUCCUCAACAGCGAGCUCACUGACUUCCUCACGUCACAGAAGGAUCCGAUGCUGGUGGAGAAAAUCAUGAACGACCUGGACUCUAACAAAGACAACGAGGUGGAUUUUAAUGAGUUUGUCGUGUUGGUGGCAGCCCUGACUGUUGCCUGCAAUGACUUCUUCCAAGAGCAAAAGAAAAAAAACAAGUAGACGUCUGUGGGAAACCAGCUGUAAAUCUUUAAGAUCAUUAAAAACAUCCAAAAAUGUCCCAUCAGUGUAAUUUAAUAUA